AUGCAUCGACUCGUACAGUUAUCGGUCCGGACAUGGCUAGAGAUCCACCUCGAGCUGGCACGGUGGCAACAGAAGUCGCGAGCUAUCAUGGCACAGAUAUUUCCUAAUGGGAAGUAUGAAAGCUGGACUGAAUGCCAAAGGCUACUUCCGCAUGCGAAAGACGUAAUGAAGUCUAAUUAUGACAUAGAUGAUGAAGAUCAAUUGAAUGCCACCACUCUCUCAUCUAAUUGUGAGGGGUUUCUGGAUUGCCAAGGCGCUUAUGAAGAGGCAGAAUCGAUGCACCAAUGGGCGCUAGAAGUACGAGACAAGGUGCUUGGAUGCGAGCAUCCUGACACGCUCGCUAGUGUCAGUAAUCUUGGCUUAGUGCUUAACAGACAAGGGAGAUAUGAAGAGGCGGAAAGGGUGCAUCGACGGGCGUUAGAAGGGUAUGAGAAGGUGCUUAGGCGCGAUCAUCCUGACACGCUCACCAGCGUUAGUAACCUUGGGUAUGAGAAGGUACUUAGGCGCGAUCAUCCCGACACGCUCACCAGCGUUGGUAACCUUGGUUUGGUGCUUGACAGGCAAGGGAAAUAUGAAGAGGCGGAAGCAAUGCAUCGACGGGCAUUAGCAGGAUAUGGAGAGGUUUUUAGACGCGAGCAUCCCUUCACGCUUACCAGUUUUGAGCAUCUUAGGGCAGCACUCGAAGGCCAAGGGAAGUAUAUAAGAGGCAGAGGGGAUAAACCGACGGGCACUUAG
This is a messenger RNA of Penicillium longicatenatum, 735 nucleotides long. RefSeq lists its product as uncharacterized. Bases 1 to 735 code for a protein of 244 amino acids. Gene Ontology annotation, molecular function: kinesin binding. The record is from RefSeq and is a predicted model, not a curated record. Lineage: Eukaryota; Fungi; Ascomycota; Eurotiomycetes; Eurotiales; Aspergillaceae. Gene Ontology annotation, cellular component: membrane-bounded organelle; cytoplasm; kinesin complex. Gene Ontology annotation, biological process: microtubule-based movement. The transcript is spliced from 2 exons.